AACUCAAAACAAAUCCCAACCACUUAACCAACUUUCGACUAUAAAAUGCUCUUCCCACUUUCUUUCUGUUACACCACUAAACAAAAUUAACUGCCCACUUACAUCCGGGCUCCUCCUUCUUCUCCACUGUAAUGCCAUUAAGAUUCCAGAUGUUGAAGACUGUGGUGAUAGUUUUGUUAUUGGGAGUGUUUUUGAGCACAGGAGUGGUUGAGGGGAUAAGGCCUAAGCAGGGAAGGAUAGCUCUUGAAGAAGGAGAAGGAGACAGAAAAGGAGGUUCAUAUUUAGCCAUAAACUGCAGGGGUAAGAGCGCCUCAAUUACGGAGUUCGGAGGGGUCGGAGAUGGCAAAACACUGAACACGAAGGCGUUCCAGGCCGCAGUGAAUGAGUUGAGCCAAUAUGGAUCACAGGGUGGAGCUUUGCUCUUUGUCCCUGCUGGUCAAUGGUUGACCGGCUCCUUCAAUCUCACUAGCCAUUUCACUCUUUUUCUGGACAGGGAUGCUGUUCUUCUUGCUUCUCAGGACAUAAGCACAUGGCCAUUGGUGGACCCCUUACCAUCAUAUGGUCGUGGAAGGGAUGCAAAUGGUGGAAGGUAUGGCAGUCUCAUUUUUGGCUCAAACCUCACUGAUGUUGUUAUUACAGGGAAUAAUGGGACAAUAGAUGGACAAGGGGAACUUUGGUGGCAGCAGUUUCACAAGAAAAAGCUAAAGUAUACAAGGCCCUAUCUCAUUGAAAUCAUGCACUCUAAUGAAGUUCAGAUCUCCAAUUUGACCCUGAUUAAUUCCCCUUCAUGGAAUGUCCAUCCUGUUUACAGCAGGAAUGUAAUUAUUCAAGGCCUCACUAUCCUGGCACCAGUAACAUCUCCAAAUACUGAUGGAAUUAACCCAGAUUCAUGCUCAAAUGUGAGAAUUGAGGACAACUACAUAGUAUCCGGGGACGACUGUGUGGCAGUUAAAAGUGGUUGGGAUGAAUAUGGUAUACAGUACGGUAUGCCGACGAGGCAGUUGAUCAUCAAGCGUCUAACAUGCAUCUCACCUUACAGUGCAGCGAUCGCACUGGGGAGCGAAAUGUCAGGCGGGAUUCAAGACGUGAGGGCCUCAGACAUCACAGCCUA
Molecule: messenger RNA, 1111 nt
Organism: Cuscuta epithymum
Lineage: Eukaryota; Viridiplantae; Streptophyta; Magnoliopsida; Solanales; Convolvulaceae
Source: the annotation of a GenBank genome assembly